Molecule: messenger RNA, 1791 nt
Organism: Cutaneotrichosporon cavernicola
Lineage: Eukaryota; Fungi; Basidiomycota; Tremellomycetes; Trichosporonales; Trichosporonaceae
Gene: MET13
Exons: 4
Coding region: 1-1791 (596 amino acids)
Biological process (GO): tetrahydrofolate interconversion
Cellular component (GO): cytosol
Molecular function (GO): methylenetetrahydrofolate reductase [NAD(P)H] activity; FAD binding
Source: RefSeq, a predicted model, not a curated record
AUGAAGAUCACGGACAAGCUCCUCGCCGCCGAGCGCGAGGGCCGCCCGUUCUGGAGCUUUGAGUACUUCCCCCCGCGUACUGCGCAGGGUCUCCAGAACCUCUUUGACCGUAUCGAGCGUAUGCGCAACCUCGGACCCGAGUUUAUCGACAUUACCUGGGGUGCUGGCGGCAAGAAUGCCGACCUGACCUCGUCGCUCGUCGAGGUGUGCCAGGGAACCCUUGGCAUCGAGACCUGCAUGCACCUCACAUGUACCGAGAUGCCCAAGGAGAAGGUCGAGUGGGCGCUCAAGCAGGCCAAGGCUGCCGGAUGCCAGAACAUCCUCGCCAUGCGCGGCGACCCCGUUGCUGGCUCCGACGUCUGGAAGCCCACGCCCGGCGGCUUCAUGUACGCCAUCGACCUCGUCCGCUACAUCCACAAGCACUACCCGAACGACUUCUGCGUUGCUGUCGCUGGCUUCCCUCAGGGCCACCCCGAGACGCCCCUCACUCCUGAGGGCAAGCACCAGGAGAUGCUGUGGCUCAAGGAGAAGGUGGACGCGGGCGCCGACUUCAUCUUCACGCAGAUGUUCUACGACGUCAACCUGUUCUUCCAGUGGGUCAAGGACGUGCGUUCGUACGGUAUCACCGUGCCCAUUGUGCCCGGCAUCAUGCCCAUCCAGAACUGGCAAAAGUUCCAGACCUGGGUUAAGCGCGAGAGCAUUGUCGUGCCCCCCGAGUGGUACGAUGUCCUCCUUCCUGUACAGGGCGACGACGAGCAGGUGCGUGCUAGAGGCACCAAGCUCGUGGCCGAGAUGUGCCGCGCGCUUCUCGACAACCAGGAGGCUGGUAUUAAGGGUCUCCACGUUUACACCCUCAACCUCGAGAAGGGCGCUCGCAUGCUUCUCGAGGAGCUCGACAUGACACCUCGCCGCGAGCAGGUCAUGCCUCUCCCCUGGCGCCCAUCUCUCACUCCUUCGCGUCGUUCCGAGACAAUCCGCCCUAUCUUCUGGGCCAACCGUGUGCAGUCAUACCUUUCGCGCACCAGCGACUGGGACGAGUUCCCUAACGGUCGUUGGGGUGACUCGCGCUCUCCCGCUUACGGUGACCUCGACGGUUAUCCUGUCGCUAUCGGCACCAACGCUAAGGAAGCGCUCGAGCUCUGGGGCUCUCCCCAGACCCGCGCCGAGGUCAACAGCCUGUUUUCCAAGUUCUGCCGUGGCGAAGUCAAGAAGCUCCCCUGGUCGCAGAACGGCGCGUCGUCCGAGACGUCGGUGAUCACCGAGCAGCUCGCGAAGAUGAACGAGCGCGGCUAUCUGACGAUCAAUUCGCAGCCGGCCGUCGACGGUGCGCGCUCGGACGACAAAGUGCACGGUUGGGGUCCUACCGGCGGAUACGUGUACCAGAAGGCGUACCUCGAGUUCUUCGUCAAGCCAGAGCUUCUCAGCUCGCUCAUCCGCCGCAUCGAGAAGGACACGCGCAUCACCUACUACGCCGUCAACAAGCAGGGCGACCUGCGCACGAACACUCACUCGGAGGGCCCCAACGCCGUCACCUGGGGUGUCUUCCCCGGCAAGGAGAUUAUCCAGCCGACCAUUGUCGAGGCCGUCUCCUUCAUUGCGUGGAAGGACGAGGCGUUCGAGCUCGGCUGUCAGUGGGCCAACUUAUACCCCGAGGACUCGCCGUCGCGCGCCCUCAUCCGCAACAUUAUGGACACGAGCUACCUCGUCAACAUUGUCGCCAACGACUUCAAAGACGGCAUGGCCAUAUUUGAGCCUUUUCUCCUCGACCAGCCGAUGACGAACGGCGCCUAA